CUCUCUCUUCGUUUCCGGAAAUCCCGGCUUCUUUUUUUCUUAUAUUCUACUACUCGCAGCCCUUUACCGCUUUAUCCUUUUCUUCCUCCUUUACCACAAAUGCGAUUCGCUUCAUGCACACUGUUGCUUCUUGCAAAUGUCCUUCUGGCAUCUGCACAGCCAAUCGAGCAACAACACUCCUUUAUGAGCCCUGAACAACAUGGCGACAUUUGGUCCUUGUGUGAAGAUCCGGCUUCUCACACUUUGAGAGCAUACGAGAAUGGUGUCUACAUCUCUCCGCACAUUCCUCGUACUGGGGAAGAUAUUAACGUCAAGAUUAACGGCAAUCUAUUGUCUGAGGUGACGGGCGGCACCGUUUCAAUCGACCUAAAGCUGCUUUCUAUGAUCAAAGUGAACAAAAACUUGGACCUGUGUAGUGUGCUCCAGUCGGAUGUAAUGGGCCAUAAAAGCUGUCCCUUGAAUGCUGGCGAUCUGUUAUUGGAAGCAACAGCAUAUAUACCUCGUGAGAUUCCAAAGUUGCCGUUGGAUGGUACGAUCCGCAUCUCAGAUCAAACAGGCAAAACCGUUACAUGCAUUCGUCUCAACUUUAACUUACAGUAAACAAGUGCAUAUAAUGUUCGGUCAAGUCUUCUUAUUACAGUCAUCAUAACAGUCUCCUAAUCGUUGUAUAACAAGUGUUAUUCUCUACCAAAUCCCUCUUUAUACAUUACUUACAAAAAAAUACCAUUAUUAUCAAUAAUAAUAAUAACUACUUAUGUU
Molecule: messenger RNA, 759 nt
Organism: Zychaea mexicana
Lineage: Eukaryota; Fungi; Mucoromycota; Mucoromycetes; Mucorales; Lichtheimiaceae
Exons: 3
Coding region: 100-600 (166 amino acids)
Biological process (GO): sterol transport
Molecular function (GO): sterol binding
Source: RefSeq, a predicted model, not a curated record